AUGAACGGGCUGUCACCAUGCGCUGUCAAAUGUUGGGAGGAGAGCUCUUCAGUCGCCGGAUGUCCACUUACAGACACCAAAUGCCAAUGCGUUGAAAAGAAGAUGGUCGUGCACGUAUCGGCCUGCGUAAUGUACAACUGCACCUACGAAGACAGAAUCGAAUUAGCUAGGGCAUGGGCGAAAAGAUGUAAUCCACCUCACAACAACCAUAAUGCCGCGUUAAGAGCGGCGGCGAUUGUGAGUGGCACUGUCGCCUUUCUUAUGGUUGGGAUUCGCAUAGUGGCAAGGCUAUGCACCGUUCGAUUUUGGUGGGAUGACUGGUGUCAUAUCACCGCUGGGAUGCUUGCCAUACCACUUACCAUCUUCACCAAUCUCUGUGUUACCGAUGGCAUGGGAUACCGUUUGUACGAUAUCAAAUUCUCAUCAAUGACUCAAGCUCGGAAUCUCUUCAUCUGGUAUUAUAUUGCCGAAAUAUUCUAUUGCGUGGAAAUCUACUUUAUCAAAAUGUCCAUCCUCUGCCUCUACAUCCGAAUAUUUCCCGAGACCUCCCAUCCAUACUUCAUCACCACGAUGGUCCUGUUGACUGCAUCUCUCAUAAUUCUCCUCCCAAUGAUCAUCUGGCAAUGCGUGCCAAUCCACGCCAUCUGGGAUCUUCACCGCAGUGACGCAAGAUGCCUCAGUGUAUCCGGAGUGGCCUAUGCAAACGCAGCCGUGAACAUCGCAACGGAGGUCGCAAUUCUAAUUCUUCCUCUACCUUUACUUCAAAGGCUCCGUGUUUCGAAAUCGACGAAAGGCGCCUUGUUCGCAAUCUUCGGCACCGGAAGUCUGUACGUCCAACAAAAUCCCCCCAGAAAGACAGUCCUAACACUUCUUGAAGAGUAA
This is a messenger RNA of Penicillium cinerascens, 882 nucleotides long. RefSeq lists its product as uncharacterized. The coding region runs from base 1 to 882 and encodes 293 amino acids. The transcript is spliced from 6 exons. The record is from RefSeq and is a predicted model, not a curated record. NCBI's taxonomy places the organism in Eukaryota, Fungi, Ascomycota, Eurotiomycetes, Eurotiales, Aspergillaceae.